Messenger RNA from Limulus polyphemus (Atlantic horseshoe crab), 445 nucleotides. RefSeq names its product protein HID1-like. The record is from RefSeq and is a predicted model, not a curated record. The annotation marks the transcript as partial. Lineage: Eukaryota; Metazoa; Arthropoda; Merostomata; Xiphosura; Limulidae. Gene Ontology annotation, cellular component: Golgi trans cisterna; Golgi medial cisterna; membrane. The transcript is spliced from 3 exons.
AGUGCCAUGCCUGAUAACCUGUUUGUGAACUAUCUAUCUCGAAUACACAGAGAAGAAGACUUUUCAUUUAUCUUGAAGGGAUUUACUCGUCUCUUGAACAAUCCGCUAGUCCAAACCUAUUUACCUAAUUCUUCAAAGAAGAUCCAGUUUCAUCAGGAAUUAUUGGUAUUUUUUUGGAAAAUGUGUGAUCACAACAAGAAAUUCAUGUUCUAUGUGUUGAAGAGCAGCGAAGUGUUAGAAGUGCUUGUUCCGAUACUGUAUCAUCUAAAUGAUGCCAGGGCUGACCAAUCUAGAGUGGGACUGGUCCACAUUGGUGUCUUCAUUCUUCUGCUUCUGAGCGGUGAACGUAAUUUUGGAGUUCGCUUGAAUAAGCCCUACACAGCCAGUGUGCCUAUGGACAUUCCUGUGUUUACUGGCACUCAUGCUGACUUGCUGAUUAUUGUAU